Messenger RNA from Meriones unguiculatus (Mongolian gerbil), 6227 nucleotides. RefSeq names its product somatostatin receptor 2 (gene Sstr2). Gene Ontology annotation, biological process: cellular response to estradiol stimulus; cellular response to glucocorticoid stimulus; neuropeptide signaling pathway. Gene Ontology annotation, cellular component: membrane; neuron projection. The transcript is spliced from 2 exons. Bases 916 to 2025 code for a protein of 369 amino acids. The record is from RefSeq and is a predicted model, not a curated record. Gene Ontology annotation, molecular function: somatostatin receptor activity; neuropeptide binding. Lineage: Eukaryota; Metazoa; Chordata; Mammalia; Rodentia; Muridae.
GACGUGUCGAGCCCCGCGGAGCUCCUGCUGGCUGUGGGAACUGAAGCCAGGUGCCGCACGCCCGCACACCUGCAGGCGCUUGCAGCGGAAGACACGCUGGCUGUUUUCACCCCUUUUCUCCCUGCCCUUCGCCAGGCUCUGCAACCCGUGCCCUGAGCCCGGGACUGGUCCGUGGUAGGCACGGCUUUGCAAACUUACGAACACGACCGAAAGGUCCCAAAGCUAGUCUAGGUCACCCCAGCCGCCGCACUAGCUGCCUGGAUUUUGUUGGGUAAAACCGAAGGAGUCUCUGAAAUCGGAAAGCCGUGUGUGCGUCCUCACCCGGAGGAGCCUUGGGGACACUGACAUCGCUUCACCCUCCCACCAGCAUCCAGGUCUACUGCCCCUCGUCCCUGGGCGCCCUCGGCCACCCGCAGGUUUCUUCUCUCUGCUCACCGGGUCCUAGAGGUCCCGGCGGGCGGAGCGAAGCUGCUGUGACGUCACGGGAGGGGGCGUGGGGAAAUGUGCCCAGGGGCUGCCACCCGCCCGGGCCAGUGCUAGCGGCGCAGCCACCGGCGCGCUCGCGAGGCCACCCGCGCCCGGAGCACCAGUCCGCGGCCGGGCGUCGAUGAUCUGCAGGCCAGGCCACCUCUUUUGGGGCCCAGGCCAACGCUCUCAGACGCCAGAGGGACAAGUACGAACCAGCCAAGGAAGCUGAGAGCCCGGAGUCACCGCCGAGCGCCAGGCACCGGCCAAGCUGCUGCGCUCCCGGGUACCCGGCUGGGUAAAGGACAGCUUCUGGGUGCUGGGGAACACAGAGAAACCGAGUCCUCGUGGAAAAACAAGAUGUCACAAUAGAUUCUUGGCCCCUAGAGCCCACUGAGGUGAGAGGAAAAUCUCUGAGCUGCUUGGUUCUAUACUAAGUGAAAAGCAGUCAUGGAGAUGACAGCUGAGCAGUCCAACGGGAGCCAAAUAUGGAUGCCCUCUCCAUUUGACAUCAAUGGCUCACUGGGGCCAAGCAAUGGCUCCAACCAGACAGAGCCAUACUAUGACAUGACAAGCAAUGCGGUCCUCACCUUCAUCUACUUCGUGGUGUGCGUUGUCGGGCUGUGUGGCAACACGCUUGUCAUUUACGUUAUCCUUCGCUACGCCAAGAUGAAAACCAUCACCAACAUUUACAUCCUCAACCUGGCCAUUGCAGAUGAACUCUUUAUGCUGGGGCUGCCCUUCUUGGCCAUGCAGGUGGCGCUGGUCCACUGGCCUUUCGGCAAGGCCAUCUGCCGGGUAGUUAUGACGGUGGAUGGCAUCAAUCAGUUCACCAGUAUCUUCUGCCUGACGGUCAUGAGUAUCGACCGUUACCUGGCUGUGGUCCACCCCAUUAAGUCAGCCAAGUGGAGGCGACCCCGGACAGCCAAGAUGAUCAAUGUGGCCGUGUGGGGCUUGUCUCUGCUAGUCAUUUUGCCCAUCAUGAUAUACGCUGGCCUCCGGAGCAACCAGUGGGGGAGAAGCAGCUGUACCAUCAACUGGCCAGGUGAAUCUGGGGCGUGGUAUACAGGGUUCAUUAUCUAUGCCUUCAUCCUGGGGUUCCUGGUACCCCUCACCAUUAUUUGUCUUUGCUACCUGUUUAUCAUCAUCAAGGUAAAGUCCUCUGGAAUCCGAGUGGGGUCCUCCAAGAGGAAAAAGUCAGAGAAAAAGGUCACCCGAAUGGUGUCCAUAGUGGUGGCUGUCUUCAUCUUCUGCUGGCUCCCUUUCUACAUCUUCAAUGUCUCUUCCGUGUCUGUGGCCAUCAGUCCCACCCCAGCCCUGAAAGGCAUGUUUGACUUUGUGGUGAUCCUUACCUAUGCCAACAGCUGCGCCAACCCCAUCCUGUAUGCCUUCUUAUCUGACAACUUCAAGAAGAGCUUCCAGAAUGUUCUCUGCUUGGUCAAGGUGAGUGGUACAGAUGAUGGGGAACGGAGCGACAGUAAGCAGGACAAAUCCCGGCUGAAUGAGACCACGGAGACCCAGAGGACCCUCCUCAAUGGAGACCUCCAAACCAGUAUCUGAACUACCCAGAAAUGCACGAGCCAAGCCCCGCCUCCUGGCAGUGCGUUUCCCUCUCACCUGCUUCCUGCCUCCCCCGCCCAUCACACAUGGCUUUUAGGACACAAGCAGGAGUUGAGUCUGCUUGUCCGAGAGUACAUCCCUCUAAUCACUUCUCCCCUAAAGUGAACAUUUUUGUGCAGGCAGACAGUUCAAAGUCUGGAGAAGAGGACAUCAUUGCCUGGGCAUGACCUUGUGGAAAGCAGCUCCCCAGUGGAAACCUGAAAAACCCAACCUAAGCCAAAUCCCUGAGUGUAUUCGUGCUUAUGCGCUGUGUGAUCUUGUGAUCUGAUAUUUCACGUUUGUAUAUUUACGUAUAUAUUUCCACGUAGUCUCUGCGGAGCCAGUACAUACACAUCCUGUGUUUGUAAACCCAAGUAGCUAGUUCAUGCGUGUCUAGGAUAGAUGGACAUUUACCGUAACACUGAACCUGAAGAAGUGGACUCACCACAACAAAUACAAUCACGUGUAAGCUUCCGGCAUUUCUCUUGCAUGGGCCUUUCCUGGACCCGGGGAGGAGCAUGAGCGGUAUGUUCAUAUAAUAAUACGUUUUGUUUAAAAAAAAAAAAAAAAAAAGGUGAACGUAAGGUACUUUUGGAUUCUUUUCCCAGAGGGCCCCUAAGCUAUAUAUGCAUCUAGCCUCAUAGUUGCUGCCUUUGUGUCAAGGUUAGUUGUUCCUUCAAUUUCAAACAAGUCAGAUCAAAGUAAGAAGAGGGAGGGACAACAGACUUUGAGAGCCAAAAAAUAAACUCAGAGUUUGCGUCUCAGAUCCAAUCAGUUACUCAUUUACCCAAAAGGACUUAAGGGGCUGUGGCCAUCCAUCAUUGUGUUUAUCGAGGCAAAGCCUGCUUUGAUAUCAGAUUGUAUUUUUCUCUCCUCCAAUUGCUUUGGUUUUACUUAGGGAGCCAUUGGGGAAGUGGGGCUCGGUAACCUGAAAGACAAAAACAGACUAUGAUUCCCCACCUACACCCAAACACACACACCCAAACACGUCCACGCACAGGUAAAUAAAUAAUAGCGAGAAGAAGAAAAAUGAAAUAGAAUUCUAGCUUUAAGGGAAAACAUGAGAUUGGUUUGUUUUUAAUGCCAGACAAGACUUCUUAAAGAAAGAAAGAAAACAGACCUGUAACUCCACAACUCCUCAAAGGUGUUUUUGGGUUUUCUUGUUCUUGUUCUUGGCUUGCUGGUUCUCGGGGGGCCUGCUGUUGUUACGUCUUCUUGUCUAUGUAGAGGUGGUGUAUAGGUAUGUAUUUAUGCCUGUGUCUGCGUGUGCACAAGUGUGUGCGUGUGCAUGUGCUGAUGUAUGUUUAGGUUAGAGGUUGAUAGUGCUCUCUCCCUCCAUCGUGGUCUAUUUUACUGAGGCAGGGUCUCUUGCUGAGAGCGAAGCUUCCCAGUCAGGUGAGCCAGCUUGCCUAGAGGAUCCCCCCACUCCCACCCCUCAAGCCCUGGCCCUACAUGCGGGCUGCCAGGCUCACACGACAUUUACAUGAGCCCUGGGGGUCCAGUUCAGACCCUCAUGCUUGGGCAGCAAGCGUGUUCCCCAAAUCAGCCAUCUCCCCAGCCCUUGAGGUGUUUUCUGUAUUUAUUAUUAGUGGGGAGGGUCAUGCUUGUCGUGACAUGUGUGCAGAUAUCAGUGAACAAUUUUGUGGAGCUGGUUCUUGCCUUCCACCUUUUCUGUGGGCUAUGUGGGCCAAGUUCAAGUCACUCGGCUUGCCCAGCAAGCCUCUUCACCUGUGAAGUCAUUCCCUCAAAGAUGGUUUCUAAAGAAUUUUAUAUGAAGCUGGGCAUUAUGAAAAUCACAGUGCUGAAGACUUGGGAGCAGUGCUUAUGAAAUGUUAAAUUAAGGCCAGCUAACGGUGUAUACAGGUGUGUGCAGGGCAAAAGCUGGGAGCCGCACACUUCACAGAGAGGGCUGUGUCAUCUCCUUCAUCAGCUGCAUAUGGACAAAGUGUCAAACAUUUAAUGCUAUGCUUAAAUAUGCUAAUUAAGCUAGUCCUCACACCAGCAGUUAUAUAUACACACACAUAUACACACACACACACACACACACAUUGCUUCAAGCUAUCCAUGGGUUUGCGCACAAAUGACAAGAAAAGGCUUAGGCCUCAUCCCCUUGGUUGAUCACAGCUUUAGGAUAUGAAAAAGUACGAGUGCAGGUGUGCAGAUGCUCCUGCCCAUUCUAGGUUCUAAGCGUCACUCUUCGCAUCCCCUGUGUAGACUUCAACCGUAUUUUAAAAUGUAUUUUCCUCUUCUGACUCCCUAAGCAAGGACUGUUUUUGGUCAGAAUGGCCAACUGCUCCACCUGUGGCUACCUUACCUUAGUGGGCUGUGUUAAUUCUCAGACUAUGUCACUCAUUGUACCUGGCUCCCUAAAACUACUUACUAUGGCUCAGUGGGAUUUAUGAUAGGCAAAUAAAUCCACCCAAAAAUAAAAGCACAAUCAUAAAACAAGACUACAGAUGGGGGAGGGCAGCCUUGUCAGGCCACAGAGGAAGACAAUGCAGCCAGUCUUGAUGAGACCUGAUAACCUCGGGUCGGAUAGAAGGAGAGGAGGACCUCCCCUAUCAGUGGACUAGAGAGGGGUAUAGGGGGAGAAGAGGGAGGAAGGAUGGGACUGGGAAGAGAUGAGGGAGGGGGCUGCAGCGGGGAUACAAAGUGAAUAAAUUGUAAUAAAUAAAAGACUACAAGGACAGAUGUAUACAGAAAAAUCCCAGACUAUUACCAAAGGCAGAGUUAGCUACAAGUUCAGCUUUGGGCUGGCUUUUUGGCAGCCAUGACAAACAGUGAGUCACUGCUUCCUUUUCCUCUUAAUACAAACAAGAACAAAUUGGAAGAAAACUUUAUAGAUUCACCUUUACCAUUACCACAAUUGGAAAUACUCAUCUUUAAAUAAAUGCCCCCCCUUUUUUUUUCAUCUUAGAGAAAUGGCUCUAUGAAAUCCAGAACUGAGUGACUCUAUAGUGUUCAUGUCCCCGAAGCCUGAGAAACUGCCUCCAACAAGGCUUUGAUCCUAAGCAGCCAACAAUAACCUCAAGAUGUAAGGUCUAAGCAAUGUCUGGGGGUACUGGGCAACAGGAAAGUCAUUUGAAGGCAUAAAGAAGUAGAAUUUAACAUCCAUGGUACAGGGCUGGGAGGUGGAUCAGUAAGUAAGGUGCUUGCCUUUUAAGUUUGAGGACAGGAGUUCAAUCCCCAAAACCCACAAGAAAAGUCAAGUACAAUGCUGUGUGCUUGCAAUUCCAGCAGUGGCAAGAUGGGGAGGUGGGACUGAACAUCUGGAAGCUCAUUAGCCAACUAGCCUGGCCUACAUGGCGAGGGUCCAGGCCAAUGAGACCCUGCCUCAAACAAAAAGUACAUGUACAUAGCAGUGACACUCAAGGCUGUCCUCUGGCACAAACACACACACACACACACACACACACACACACACCACACAACAUACACACAAUAUUAAUGCUUAACUCAUUCCAAACAGAUAAGCAGUCAGGUUUCGUGAUAUGGAAAUUUAUGUUUCACCUGUUAAAGCACCUAUAUUUAUAAUUCAAUUACAAGUUUUAAAUAUUUUAUUUUAUAUAUAUAUAUAUGAGUGUUCUGCUUGCACGUAUGCCUGUGUACUGUGUGCAUGCCUGGUGCCAGUGGGAGCCAGAAGAGGGCAUUAGAUUCCCUGGGACUAGAGUUACAGAUGGUGGUAACCACGUGGGUACUAGGAGUCAAACCUGGGUCCUCCAUAAGAACAGCCAGUGAUCGUCACCACUGAGCCAUCUCUCCAGGCCCCAAAGCAUCAGUUUCAAAGACAACUUGUUCUCUGGAUUUCUUUCAUCUAAAAGAUGGGAACAAACCUGUUAAAGUAAAUGUUAACCCAACUUUAGUUCAAAAAGUCAGUCAGCUUCAACUCGACAUCAUGAAAACAGAUCCGACAGAUGCUGAGAGAAGGGUAUAAUAAUAGGUAAUACACUGGGGCUGGAAAGAUGGCUCAGAGCACUUGCUACUCUUGCAAAAUACCCAAGUUUGGUUCCUAGGACUCACCUUGGGCAGCUCACAAUCACUUGGGACUCCAGCUCCCUGGAUCAGACACCCUCUUCUGGCUUCUGUGGACUUGCACUUAGGUGCACACAAAUACACACACAUGAACAUAGUUAAAAGUAAAAUAAAUCCUUUUUUUUAAUGAA